Messenger RNA from Boeremia exigua, 858 nucleotides. RefSeq lists its product as uncharacterized. NCBI's taxonomy places the organism in Eukaryota, Fungi, Ascomycota, Dothideomycetes, Pleosporales, Didymellaceae. The coding region runs from base 31 to 858 and encodes 275 amino acids. The transcript has a single exon. The record is from RefSeq and is a predicted model, not a curated record.
CCGCUCGACCACGCUGCACCUCACCUCAUAAUGCCGCCCUACCCCGCGGCCCCGUUCCCCUCGCAAGCAGACACCUCGUCCGUGAACACCGCGCCGCCCGUCCCCGCGCAGCAGGGCCACGCGCCGAGCACCGCGCAUCCUCCCAGUCCAGGCACAGCUUCGAAUACAAACGCGUCUGCAAACGCAAACACGAAUACACCCGCAAACGCGAAUGCACAUCUAGCCUCGCAUUCAAGCAUAAACGCGAAUUCGAAUACACACACGCAUUCAAGCACAAACACGCCCCCGCGCCCGCGCCCCCAGCCCGCGGCAACCGCAUCCACUUCCGCGUCCGCGUCCGCGUCUGCGUCUGCGACCGCGUCUUUCACACCAGCCCAGCGCAGUGCGCAGGCGAGGGGCAAGCCGUUCCAGAACACCCCCCACAACAGCCCAUCAAGCGCCACAGCACCCACCACCCACCUCCCCUUGCCGCACGCGCAGCAAGCGCAGCAGCAGGCAGCGCAGCACGCCCAACGCACCGCCCUCCUGCACACGCACGCGCGCUCCACCGCCGAAAAAGCCGCCACAGACUUCCAAACACGCCAGAACAGGCAUGAAGCAGCCGCGAUCCUGGACUCCACGGAGAUGCUGAUUUGGUACGCGGCGGCGCGGGGCGAGAGCGUCGCGCAGACGCGCAGGUGGUGUGAGGGGGUUGUGCUGGGGUGUGAUGGCGGGGGAUGGGGGAGGGAGCGGGUGUGGGGGGAGGAGUGGGAUGUUGAUUUGGAUAGGCGGCGGGGGAAGGGGAAGGGGAGGGGGAAGGGGAGGGGGGCUACCAGGGGGAUGGAUGGAGGGGGGGAGGAGGGGGAUGGCGGGGAGUGA